Biomphalaria glabrata is the source of this 2244-nucleotide messenger RNA. RefSeq lists its product as uncharacterized. Lineage: Eukaryota; Metazoa; Mollusca; Gastropoda; Planorbidae. The coding region runs from base 164 to 697 and encodes 177 amino acids. The transcript has 6 exons. The record is from RefSeq and is a predicted model, not a curated record.
UGUAUGGCCUUACUUGGGCAUUUUCUGGUUGGAUUGGUCAAGGCACACAUAAUCCUUAUACAAAUGUUUCUCUGACAGCUUACAUUGUUCGAUGGAUUACUGGAGCUAAAAGAAGGCAUAAUUUAACAAUAGUCUACAUUGGGCUGCCAUUAUCCAAGCACAUAUGAUUCUCCGGAGGCUUACAUCACUGGAAAAAGUCUUUCGGCCUCUGAAGAUUACAGUACAUGUAAUGCUGCAAAUGGAGGAGGAUGCUGGGCCAGAUGUCAUACACAACAGAAGCAGAAAGAAGGGUGAAAAUGCAACGGCGCCUGGUGAUUAUAUAUGCCCAACCUGCGAUCGCAGCAGUGUAUCAAGGAUUGGCCUCUUUAGUCACACAAGAAGUUGCAAAGGAUUUGAUUUGGUGAUCCCUCUUCAGAAACAUCAGCAUAUUAUCAGCAUUCACAGUUCAUCUAAUGAUCUACAUAUGAAGCAGCACCAUGCAGAGCUAACAUCACCUACUGAAGAGAGUUUCCAUCAUGCUUUAGCAACAAUCCAAAAACAAAAUGAAAAAGUGGUUUCUUUGUUUGGGACAAGUCCUGAAAGGCCUUCAGAAUCUGGGAGCACACUAUUGUUAACAAGCAGUGUGUCAUAUGACCAGCACAAUGACCAACAGCCUUUACUUUUCGAACCAAAGUCAGGAUUGUCAGACUUCUGCUAGAUGUUGAUCUUUUCAUCACAACACCAAUAACUUCUUCUUGGAGUCAAGAAAAAGCUAUUUAAAUUCCCUUAAAGAUCACAAAUUAAUGCUGAUGACAUAAAGCACAUUUAUCCACGAAAUCUUAUGAACACAUAAUAUUAUGUUGUACAACUAAAUAGUGGUGUCUGGAAAUUUAGGCAGUGUGUAUGUAGUGUAUAUGCUUAUUUAUUAUUUAUCUGUUUCUUAAACAUAGGCUUAUGUUCCCCGCGCUACCCAAACUAUAAUUCGGAGUGUGAAACAUAACAGAUUAACAGGUGCUAUAUUAUGUUUCGUUUAACAAAGAUUUUCUUACACUCUACAUAUUCCUCCCCCCCCCCCCGAGAGGUGGGCCAGGGGUAGUGGUAAGUAUUAUAAUCACGGACUGAGAAGACCUAACGGCGAGCGAGAAAGGGGUUACGUCGUCACUAGAUCUGUGUCAGCUCAAUACAAUUUUUUCUCUUCGUGGUGUAGUCUUAAUCAUAAACAGAUAAAAAUUAAAGUUUUAAGAUACUGUUAAUCUUCUAUAACAAAAUGCUUAUUUCUUAUAGUAAUACGUUUCCCGUACUAGAUCUUUAUAAUUUAUUGUCAUUGCUCUAUAUAAUAUAGAUCACUUACUCACAAUGCAUACUUUUGUUGAAAAGAAAAAUAAUUAAACAUAUCGUGUAGAUAUAGAUGCGUGUUUCAUUAUGUUCGUGUAUAUUUUUGUUUUAUUUUAUCAAUAUUUCGCUUUGCUUGGUGACUUAAUAGAUAAAAAUAAAUCUAAUUGUUAAUAUAUAUUUUGUUGUUGAUAAUUUCUUAAAUAGAAAAAAAGAAGAAAUAACAAGUUGUUCAUCAAAUGAUUAUUAACAUUUUAUUUAGACCUUCAUUUGAGUAAAUAAAAAAAAACAUAGUUGAACGCAUAAGAACAAAACACUCUCUUUAAAACAUGUUAUUUGAAGUUCAAUAUAGAUAAAGGAGAUCAAUAUGCUUAAAAACAACAUGGUGGGCGGAAUAGAUCUAGUUAUCUGGGCGUCUGAACUUCUAAAUCUUGUAUAUCUAGUUCUAGAUCUAGAGCAGGGCUGAGCAAAUAACGACCCCCCUGGCCACAAGUGGCCCGCUGGAGUGUUUUAUGUUCUAAUAUUACUGUAAGAACUGGUCGAUGCUGACUGACAGUAAUUUAACAGCAGUCGCAAGGAUUACAACUAGUAAUAUAUCUAAAACAUUUUUAAUCUUUUAAUUUUCACAAUGAAAUCAUUUUCUUUUUACUCCAGCGCAAGAACACCAUCCAAUCCAAUCACUCGUUCAGCCUUUUUUUUUUUUUUAUACAUUUGUGUCAUUCGCGAUUUCACUAGUUGGUCACGUGACAGGGCCCAGCUCUUGUCCCUAUCGGUUAUACAAAUGGGUCAAAUGAAAUUUUCUUUAAUUGUGAUUAAUUUAAUUUAGCCAUAGAAAGAAAUAAUGAUGUAGCGCUGUCUUUAAUCUAGAAUAAAUAAUCAAUGUAAUGUAGGUCGAUUGUAUUUAUUAUUUAAUAGAUCUACAUCUAUAUCUCA